GCCCGUGGCCGAAGCUUUAGGGUGUCAAGAGGGGUUAAUGAUUGAAAAUAGUAUUUCGGCAAUAAUAUUUAUAAAAUGGGCGCUACAACUCCAAACGAACAAGAAAUACGCGAAAGAUUUCAAGAAUUGUGUGCGGACUUAAAUAUGGACGGAAGUGCUACUGACGAAGCGUGGCAAUCUUUCCUUAGGAUCAGCAAUACAUAUACUCUUGAGGGUGAAAGCUUACAUUGGUUGGCGUGUGCCUUAUAUGUUGCUUGUCGAACGUGUGCUGUGCCUACUGUAAUCAAGGGCAGUUUUGUUGAAGGCAAUUGUGUCUCUUUAACUAGGCUGCUCAGAUCCUGCAAAUUGAGCUUAGUACAUUUUUUUAGCAAAAUGAAAAAAUGGGCCGACAUGGCCAAUCUACCUAAAGAUAUGAGAGAUAAAGUUGACAGACUGGAAAGAAGCUUUAAUGUCUCCACGGUCAUUUUCAAAAAGUUUGAACCCAUAUAUCGUGAUAUUUUCAAGGAUCCCUUUAAAGAUCCGCCUCGUCCUGUGAGAAGUAGGAAGCAAAGACGACUGCCUUGUACCUCCUCAGAAGUGUUUUCCUUUUGUUGGACAUUAUUUAUCAGAGUUAAAGGUAACUUUCCUGCAAUAUCAGAAGACCUUGUUAAUUCUUUUCAUUUAUUAUUAUGUUGUGUUGACUUCAUGUACAGCAACGCCUUAUUAGCUGAGAGGAAGGAUCUACUCAAUCCUGAUUUCAUUGGACUCCCUCCAAAUUUUGGGACAAAGGAUUUUUUAGUUCCAUUUGAACCCCCAUGUCUUAUCGAAUUGCUCUGCAAUAAACACCAAGGUAUUCCUGCUGAAGCAAAAGGUAUCAAAGAACAUUGGUGGAAGCCUUACAUUAAAAAAUUGAUGGAAAAAAAGCUUCUCAAAGGGAAAAUAGAAUCGCUCAUGGGCUUACUAGAUACUCAAAAUUUUGAACUCAAUAGCAAAGCUAUAAAUAAAGAAUAUGAAGAGCACGUUCUUAAUGUUGGUGAUUUUGAUGAACGUAUUUUUCUUGGAGAUAAUGCGAAUGAAGAGAUUGGAACACCUGCAAAGCAGAAUUAUUUACAAUCUAGGUUAUCGGAGCUUGCCAAUAAAAUGGCAAAUCCGGAAGCAAGAGGAAAUUUGCACCAACACAUGCAAGAGACAAGAACUUUGUUGCCUUCUACGCCUUUAACUGGACGGAAAUACUUAAAAGACAAAGAAUCUGCCUAUGUUACUCCAGUUACAACAGCUACGCAGAGCGUGAGUCGAUUACAAGCACUUUUAGCAGGAAGAAAGGCUGCUCCAUCUGAAGGAUUAUUGAAUAUAUUCAGAGAAUGUAGCAUCAAUCCUGAAGAAAAGAUAUUAGCUCGUGUCAAAGAGAUGGGAGAGACCUUUUGUACUUGUUACGCAAUGCCUUCUGAAGAUCAUCCAGGUUCUCACAUUGAAUUUGCAAAGAAACGAUUGACACUUGGUGAGAACUUAUAUUUUAAAGCUCUUGAAGAUAUCAUGGUACUCGAGCAAAAGCGGUUGCCACCCAAAACGGAUUUUUCUAAUAUGUUGGAUCUUGAUGCUUUUCAGCGUUCUUUAUUUGCCUGCUGUUUAGAAAUUGUGAUAUUCUCUUACAAUUCACAAAGAUCCUUUCCAUGGGUUCUACAGAUAUUCAACCUUCAGCCUUAUCUAUUUUAUAAAGUUAUAGAACUCAUCAUUAGGGCAGAGGAUGGUUUAUCAAGAGAUGUUGUUAAACAUUUAAAUCAUAUUGAGGAACAGAUUUUGGAGUCCCUGGCAUGGAAGCCUGAAUCACUUCUGUGGAGUUCUAUAGAAUCAUCAGGUCUAAAUGUUCCGUCUUGUGAAGAUGUGUCAUUACCAAGGCCUCCUAAUACCAGUAUGACACUUGCAUCUCAACUUGUAUCAUCUCCCCUUGCUCAUCCCAGUGUUCGCCGAGUUACAAGUGAGCGAAAAAAUGCACAAUCUCCGGUGGGUCUGAGUGAGCGGUUUCAGUCCCCAGCUCCUGCUGCCAUGACCAGUGCUCGAAGGAGGCUCUUUCCCACCACAACAGCUUCACCUGCCCCUUUGGCUCCUUCCCAGCCACCUGUGAACAAUGUUGCAUCUACCGGGGAGACGACGACAGUUGUCAAUAAUAGCCACCCCAUCCUUACGACAGGACCUGGGAGAAAUGUGACAAUUAUCCUUCAGCAAGUAAACAACGAAAAUGGAAUUGCAUACUUGCCUGCUCAAAUUACAAGAUCACCUGCUCCGCAAUCCUGUCAACCAAUCACUGCACCAGUUACUGCCAACCUAAAGACUCCAGUGUCAUCAACAAGCCUAGGAACUACUCCACAGACGGCAGCUAACAGCAAUACAUUUCUUAAGCUUGCUCCUUCUGAGACAAUGAAUAAGCCCAAAAGAGUGGGGUCUCUGGCUUUAUUCUUUAGGAAGGUAUAUCAUCUUGCUGGAGUCCGAUUAAAAGAUUUGUGUGAUCACUUAAAUAUACUUGAAGAUGAAUUGCGCCAAAAAAUUUGGACUUGCUUCGAAUAUUCUUUAAUGAAGCAUACAGAUCUAAUGUGUGAUCGCCAUUUAGAUCAGUUGCUGAUGUGUGCUGUUUAUGUCAUAUGCAAAGUUACAAAAGAAGAUAGAAGCUUCCAAGAAAUAAUGAAGCAUUACAGGUUGCAACCUCAAGCUACUAGUCAUAUUUAUCGAAGUGUGCUUUUAGUAAAUAAAGCGCACAAGAAGCGUAGAAAUUCAGGGAGUAGUGACAAUAGUAAAGAUGAAUCUGGUUCUAGUUCUCCUGUGCCUUCGGAGAAUUCUAAAUCGGAUACAACUAAUGAUAAAGAAGACAAAGAGUCUAAGCGAACUGAGCAUUUGAGUACAAUUCGUUCUUCCAGUACGCUUCCAGGACCUCAAAACACUGGCAGUCAACCUCCUACUCCCACCAAAUUAUCUGGUACUGGGACCAGUUUUGAAUUUGAGGAGAGAGGUGAUCUAAUAAACUUUUAUAAUAAGGUCUAUGUGCCAAGAAUUCAAAAAUUUGCUUACAAGUUCUCCCAAACUAAUAAUGGCAUUGAAUCUCCUCCACUUUCUCCUUUACCGAGGUUGAAUGCCCAUCCUUCUUCACCGUGGCGAAGAGUCUCCAACAAGCACUCUGUCUAUAUUGCUCCACUGACCGCAAACAAUGUGUCAUUCCCACCUUCACCAAAGCCUCUUUCAUGUUGUUUCAAUCAGAGUCCAGGAAAGGAUUUAAGAGCCAUUAAUAAUUUUGUGAAACUCGGUGAGAAAAAAGCAGUGAAGCGUAUAUUUCAAGAUGCAACUGAAGCUGAAGUCCCUCCUAAGCUCAGGUGUGAAGAUCUUGCAAUGCGAAAAAUCCAAAACAUCAUGGCGGACAGGCAAUGUGGUAACGACAAUGAAGAAGUCUGAAAAAAUAUUUUAGUGCUCUUUAAACAAGGGGUAAACUGUUGUUCUAGGAAAUACACAAUUUUGGCAAAAUGACAUUGAAAUAUUUAUUUAUUAAUUUUUUAAUGACUAAUAACACUGCAUGGCGAAAAAAAAAACUUCAAAAUGCUUGUGACACCAUUCUUGCUGAUUUUUAUGUAAAAUGACCCUCUGAAUCCAAAUAUGACCACCGUUUUACCCCAGGAUGUCCCACUUUUUAGAAAUGGUGCCGACCAAUUUUUUCCAGUUUUUGCCAAUUUCAUAGACACUCCUUUUAUUUGGAGAGGAAGAAAGUAAUACAUUAACCAUUGUUAGCAUUCUUCUGAAAGGCUUGUGAGGUAUUAAGUUCAAAAGCAAUGAACGUUUAAAGCAAGUUGGGAUUACAUAGUGAUAUUCCUCCCUAUAAUAUUUAAACUAUCAAAACUGAUCUUUUUGUUCCUAGGGGUGUUUUACUAUUUUUCACUUAUUUUUGCGGAAAAACCAAAGUAUAGGACUCUUUCUUAUGAGCUCAGUGUCUAAAACAAUGUUCACGUUGUAAAAAAAAAUGCAUUGCAUAUUGAAUAGUCAAGAGUCCCAUUGCAGAUCCUUCAGGAAAGGAAAUUCCUGUAUUAUUCAACUUACAUAAGAUUAUAAGGAUACCUAAUUUUGUUUUUAAUUUUAAUUAUAUAUUACUUUGAAUGACAUAGAAAGGUUAUUUACUGGUGAUGUGGGGAUCUGCGACUACACAGCAUGUGAUGCUUCCAAUUUUUUUUUUUUUGAACAUGAUAUAUUUUCCAGGCACGAGGGAUUAAGCUCAUUGGCGUAAGUUCUUUACUCUGGUUUUAUGCCAAAAAAAUAAGUGAAAAAUUGCCCGUAGAAAAAAGAGAUUGGUUUUGAUGGUUUAAAUAUCUUUUAGGAGGGAAUUCCUUCAUGAGUCAGUUAACCUGCUCCAAAUGUUCAUGCUUUUGAAUUUUGCAGGUCUCUAUCCCUUCAGAAGAAUGUUAAUUGUUUAUAUAAUGCUACCUUUCCCUGCAAAUAAAAAUAAUGGCUAUGAAAUUGCUGGAAACUGAAAAAAACAUUGUGGGUACCAUUUCCAAAGGGUGAGGCAUAACAGGAAAAAACUCUAGUCAUUAUUUGAUUCAGGGGGUGAUUUUACAUAAGAAUCAGUGAGAAUGGUGUCGGAAGCAUUUUAAAAGAGUUUUUUUGCCAAGCAGUGUAAUUAUUUAUAAAUGAAGAGGUAAUCAGUUUAGCAAUGAAACAAAUUAUUGAAAAGUUUUUAAUAUUUUUCUUGUAAUUAAUUGUAGGUACUUUUGUAUGCAUGAAUACAGUAUUCUCAAAUAAAAGGCCAUGAUAUUUUGCAUUUAAAAUUCAAAAAAAAAAAAGGAUGUUGAAAUAUUUUUCCCUUUCUCUGAAAGGGACAAAUAAUUAAUUGUAAAUGAAAAAUAAUCAUUUAUCAUAUUAAACAAAUUAUGGAAAAAAUUUAAUGAUAGCUUUCUCCUAAUUUAAUUUUAGGUACUGUUGUGUGAAUAAAUCAAAUUAAAUGAAAAGCCAUAAUAUUUUGCAUUUAAAAUUUUUAAAAAGCUAUUUGGAUGUUUUUAUCCAAAGCAUUGUGCUCAUUUGUAUGAAUGUGUGAAGCUCUUUUCAAUACUGCCAUUUUUGUUUGAAGAGUCAAAAUGUAUUGUUGAACUUUUUAUUAGUAUUAUUAGUAUCCCUGUAUAAUUUCAUUUGUUUCAUCUUUUGUUUUAAAAAAUGAAUUUUAACUACUGAAUGUUGUUUCAUGUUAAAUGGCUGUCUUAAAAAAUAUUUAUAAAAUUCUAAUCAUAAACUAUUUUAAUAGAAUUGGUAAACAAUCAAUUCCUUCAUUUAUUGAUCUUUUAAAAAUAGUUGUUUUUUCUUGUUAUAUAUUUGUUAUGUUUUAUCUUCCUUUGUUUCUUUUCUUAGAUUUAUUCAUAUUUU
Messenger RNA from Uloborus diversus, 5367 nucleotides. RefSeq names its product retinoblastoma-like protein 1. Gene Ontology annotation, cellular component: chromatin; transcription regulator complex; nucleus. Gene Ontology annotation, biological process: negative regulation of G1/S transition of mitotic cell cycle; regulation of transcription by RNA polymerase II; cell differentiation. The record is from RefSeq and is a predicted model, not a curated record. Gene Ontology annotation, molecular function: RNA polymerase II transcription regulatory region sequence-specific DNA binding. NCBI's taxonomy places the organism in Eukaryota, Metazoa, Arthropoda, Arachnida, Araneae, Uloboridae. The transcript is spliced from 24 exons. Bases 76 to 3417 code for a protein of 1113 amino acids.